AUGACCCGAAGACUUGUGCGCACUGGUAUUCAGCUUGGUGUAUUACUAUCAAUAGUGCUAUUCGUCGUUUUCUUCCUUGACAAUCGAUAUCGAGUCCUUCCCAGCGCCAUUCACAAUCAUCUGCCUGCGCAUCAUCCCGGGUUUAUGGUCACGGAUGUGACUGUCGUGACCUGCUCGUCGAUCAACCCUUUCAGUCGUUGCGCGAUCGACUCGGAACAUUGGCACCGGAUCGAUAAAGAUCUGUAUCUUGGGAGUGGUUAUGUAUCGAAAGCGUACCUCCAUGUCGAGAGAAAACGGGAAGAUGAUCUGAAGCCGCAUGAAGAGGUAGUCCACGACAUCAAGAUCGGCCGCCUACAACCACCUACUAUCGAUCCUUUGUCAAAAAACGAGAGAUGGGAGUCGCGGCCGGCGGGACUCUGGAUUAAAAAGUCGCCAAAGAGCAACGACCCGAGUAAAGUGGUGACCGGAGUCGACGUCCUGUUCGGGGCAGACGCGGUUGAUCCACGGUCGAACUGGAGAGUGCAGGAUCUCGGCCUCUUCAUCGACGCGGAGGCAGAUACACCCGAGCCACGGCUCACCGUUAGGAAAGGACCGGCACUACAGAAAUUUGAGAAGCCGGUGCCUCGAAUCCGAAAAGAUGGUAAAUUCAAGAUUAUGCAAGCAGCGGAUCUGCACCUUUCGACGGGUCUGGGCAAAUGUCGAGACGCUUUGCCCGAAGGACGAAAGUGCGAAGCCGAUCCCCGCACGCUCGAGUUCAUCGAGAGGAUGAUUGAUGAAGAGAGCCCGGACUUUAUCGUGCUGACGGGGGACCAAGUCAAUGGCGAGACGGCACCGGAUGCGCAGACGGCCAUCUUCAAAUACUCGGAGAUGUUUGCCCGACACAAGAUACCUUACGCAGGGAUAUUCGGCAACCACGACGACGAAGGCAACCUUGACCGCGCGGGAUCGAUGGCUAUUAUGGACGGCCUCCCCUAUUCCCUUUCCACGGCUGGACCUGAAGAUGUCGAAGGAGUCGGCAACUAUGUCGUGGAGAUUCUCGGUCGUGGCUCGACCGCCCACUCCGCCCUGACUCUAUACAUGCUCGACACACACUCGUACUCGCCCGACGAACGCCAAUACCACGGCUACGACUGGCUGAAGCAAUCCCAGAUCGACUGGUUCAAAUCCACCUCACAGUCGCUGAAGCGCAAGCACAAAGAAUACACCCAUAUCCAUAUGGAUCUGGCGUUCAUCCACAUUCCGCUUCCGGAAUACCGCAAUCCCGACCAGCUACCGUGGGUGGGCAACUGGACCGAACCGCCAACAGCUCCAGCUUACAAUUCGAACUUCAAAGAUGCGCUCGUCGAGGAAGGCGUCGUCGCAGUUUCUUGUGGUCACGAUCACGUCAACGAUUACUGUCUCCCCGCGCUGGACAAAGAGAAGAAGCAGCCGGCACUGUGGAUGUGCUAUGGCGGCGGCGCCGGCUUCGGCGGAUACGGUGGCUACUACGGCUAUCAUCGGCGGGUGCGGUUUUUCGACUUUGACAUGAACGAAGGCCGCAUCGCGACAUGGAAACGGCUCGAGUGGGGUGACACUGAGAAGCGGAUCGAUGAACACAUCAUCGUCGAUGGAGGGAAGGUUGUUGUUGACGUGUAA
Molecule: messenger RNA, 1635 nt
Organism: Capronia coronata CBS 617.96
Lineage: Eukaryota; Fungi; Ascomycota; Eurotiomycetes; Chaetothyriales; Herpotrichiellaceae
Exons: 2
Coding region: 1-1635 (544 amino acids)
Cellular component (GO): cytoplasm
Molecular function (GO): phosphoprotein phosphatase activity
Source: RefSeq, a predicted model, not a curated record